This is a messenger RNA of Carlito syrichta (Philippine tarsier), 1071 nucleotides long. RefSeq names its product oligosaccharyltransferase complex non-catalytic subunit (gene OSTC). Lineage: Eukaryota; Metazoa; Chordata; Mammalia; Primates; Tarsiidae. Gene Ontology annotation, cellular component: oligosaccharyltransferase complex. The record is from RefSeq and is a predicted model, not a curated record. The coding region runs from base 71 to 520 and encodes 149 amino acids. The transcript is spliced from 4 exons.
GGAGAGGGCGGGCGUAUUUCCGGGAGGCGCGUAGGGCUUGAGGUCGGGAGCUGCCCCUCCUGCCACCAAUAUGGAGACUUUGUAUCGAGUCCCGUUCUUAGUGCUGGAAUGUCCCAACCUGAAGCUGAAGAAGCCGCCCUGGGUGCACAUGCCGUCGGCCAUGACGGUGUAUGCCUUGGUGGUGGUGUCUUACUUCCUCAUCACCGGAGGAAUAAUUUAUGAUGUUAUUGUUGAACCUCCAAGUGUUGGCUCUAUGACUGAUGAACAUGGGCAUCAGAGACCAGUAGCUUUCUUGGCCUACAGAGUAAAUGGACAAUAUAUUAUGGAAGGACUUGCUUCCAGCUUCCUGUUUACAAUGGGAGGUUUGGGGUUCAUAAUCCUGGACCGAUCCAAUGCACCAAAUAUUCCAAAACUCAAUAGAUUUCUUCUUCUAUUCAUUGGAUUCGUCUGUGUCCUAUUGAGUUUUUUCAUGGCUAGAGUAUUCAUGAGGAUGAAACUGCCGGGCUAUCUGAUGGGUUAGAGUGCCUUUUGAGAAGAAAUCUAUGGAUACUGGAUUUGUUCCUGAUAAUGUAGUUUUAAAGGCUAUACCAAUCGUCUAAUAUGAAAUGUGGAAGAGAAUGAAGAGUAGCAGAAAACGAAAUAUCUAGCGAAAACAUAGGAAACGUUUGAAAGCUUGGACUACAAUUUCUUCUUGGUAUCAAAGAGACAAGUUUAUCACAGUAUUUUUUCCUGCUGACCUGUACUGUAGCAACAAUGUUAAGUGGCAUUUUCUUCUUAGUUUUUCAUAUCUUAAAGAAAAUAUACUCCAUAUCUAUAAUAUUGAAUAAAGUGAUUAUUUUUUACAACCCCUUUAACAUUUUUUGGAGGUGACAGUUCUGGUUUUCAGAAAUUAAUAUAAUCAGGAAGCAAGAUUCCAUAAGCUGAGAACUCUGGACAGCUGAUCAGCUUUACCAAGGUGCUUUGCCUUUAAACAGAGUAUGUGAUAGCACAUUAUUUCAGAUAUGUAUGUAAGGCUGUUUCCUGAAAAAUAAGAUGUAUGAAAGGAACGGAAAUAAAUAAUUUUUCUAAUUA